Messenger RNA from Eruca vesicaria subsp. sativa (arugula), 2104 nucleotides. Lineage: Eukaryota; Viridiplantae; Streptophyta; Magnoliopsida; Brassicales; Brassicaceae. The record is from the annotation of a GenBank genome assembly.
GAGAAAGCGUGUACCAAUCUCUCCCGCUCUCUCUUCUCUCUACACACACACACACACCGAGUAUCUAUGGCGGAUCCUGAUUUGUCUCUUCCUCUCAUCACAUCUAAUCAACCAGAUGUCUUCAUCUCUAUCGAAGACGACGGAGAAGACUCAUCACUCCGGGAUAAUCAACACCACAACCCUCGUGGUCACGAAUUCGACCAUCUUAACCCGGUUAACCCUUUCCGGUUUCUCAGCGACGUCGACCCUCCGGUUCAAAUUCCCACGACGGUGGAUCCAUUUCGAAACGAUACUCCUGGAGUUUACGGACUCUACGAAAUGAUCAAGAUCGUGAUCUGCCUCCCGAUUGCUUUGGUUCGGCUUGUACUGUUCGGUGUUAGCUUAGCUGUUGGUUACUUGGCAACGAAGCUAGCUCUUGCUGGUUGGAGAGAUAGACACAACCCUAUGCCUCGUUGGAGAUGUCGAAUCAUGUGGGUUACUCGGUUCUGUACUAGAUGCAUCCUCUUCUCUUUUGGUUAUCAGUGGAUACGACGGAAAGGGAAACCUGCUCGGAGAGAGACUGCUCCCAUUGUUGUAUCAAACCAUGUUUCUUAUAUUGAACCAAUCUUCUACUUCUAUGAGCUAUCACCCACCAUUGUUGCAUCUGAGUCACAUGAUUCACUUCCUGUCGUUGGAACUAUUAUCAGGGCUAUGCAGGUGAUAUAUGUUAAUAGACUCUCACAGGCAUCAAGGAAGGACGCCGUGGAUGAAAUAAAGAGAAAAGCUUCCUGCGAUAGAUUUCCUCGCUUGCUGUUGUUCCCGGAAGGUACCACUACUAAUGGGAAAGCUAUUAUUUCCUUCCAACUCGGUGCUUUCAUCCCAUGUUAUCCUAUUCAACCUGUCGUGGUUCGGUAUCCACAUGUACAUUUUGAUCAAUCUUGGGGGAACAUCUCUUUGUUGAUGCUCAUGUUCAGAAUGGUCACCCAGUUUCACAAUUUCAUGGAGGUGGAAUACCUUCCAGUAAUUUAUCCCAAUGACAAUCAAAAACAAAAUGCUGUGCGUCUCUCGCAGAAGACAAGUCAUGCAAUUGCAGCAUCUUUGAAUGUCGUCCAAACAUCUCAUUCUUAUGGGGACUUAAUGCUACUCAACAAAGCAUCUGAGUUAAAGCUGGAAAAUCCAUCAAAUUACAUGGCUGAAAUGGCAAAGGUUGAGUCGCUAUUCCAUAUAAGAAACUCAGAAGCAGUUCGUUACUUGGAGACAUUUUCUCCCAUGAAUCCGGAUUCAAGUGGACGUGUUAUGCUACAUGACUUUCUUCGGGUUCUUAGACUGAAGCCUUGCACUCUUUCUAAAGAGAUAUUCGAGUUCAUUGAUGUGGAGAAGGCUGGAUCAAUCACUUUCAGACAGUUCUUGUUUGCAUCGGCUUACGUAUCAACGCAGCCACUUUUUCAGCAAACAUGCGAGCUAUCAUUUUCACAUUGUGACGCAGAUGGAGAUGGCUAUAUCUCUGUUCUAGAAGUAUAUUCAAUUCUUCACCUCUUUUUGUCAUAUGACUCAUAUUUGCUUUUGAGUUCUUAUGUUUCACUACUCUUUUUCUUCAUCUUUGGCUCAGCUUGGAGACGCGCUGAAACCAACAAUCCCAAACUUGAACAAGGACGAGAUUCAAGGGAUGUACAAUUUGCUCGAUGACGACAAAGACCAAAGAAUCAGCAAGAAUGAUUUCUUGUCCUGUUUAAGAAGAAACCCUCUGCUCAUAGCUAUCUAUGCGCCUAUCUUGGCUCCAACAUAACACAUAGAGACAAGAUCAUGACUCUGUCUUGUCAUUGUUGUAUCAUUAUAUAUACCUUUUGUUUCUUCUGAUAUAGCAAAAAGAAAGGGGCUAUAAGUUUUAGGCCUAUGCCCUCCUCCAUGGUUUCAUAUCCAUCCAAUGAGUUUUGGAUUAUAACUUCGUGCCGUUCUCUACCCCAAAAACGCUAUGGUGUUUGCUCCUCUAGUUCUGAGUAAACUCUAUCUGUAAUUCUGUAUUUGUUACCUUCUUUGGGGUUCUACAUGUUUUAUCAGUAUCAGUGGUUAUUAUAUAUUUAAUUGUUUUAUCCUAAGUUUUGAUAAGUUAUUACUUAGCUUCAAU